AUGUUGGCUCGAACCGGCACCAUCAUCAGAAAACAGCGACGUCGUUCUAGCGCUACCAGUAGAACUAGCAGCAGACGGGAGUCGGCGACCACCCCAACUCCCUCAAUCUGCCCGACCCCGUCACCGUCCGCUAGUUACAACACUUACAAUCAUGGAGGGAAUUUCUUACAAUAUCAUCAUUCUUCCGAGUUGUUUGCCUCGUCGCCUUUCUCAACCCCUGACCCCUCACCUGUAUCACUUGGUGGGGUCAAGGAUUUCAAGUUCAGUUUUGAUGUUACUGGAGUCAAAAGUCAUCUAACGCUUAGCAAGGUCAAUAACCCCAAGGGAAGCGAAACCGAAAAUGUUCAAGAAACAGAUGCAUCACACAGACGUGAAAAAACAUUAAAGCUUAGACUCACACAGAGCAGAAGAAAAUUUACCAUAAUAAAGGAUGGCGGGGUGAUCUAUAAUAAUAAUGUUGGUGAUGAAAAAGAGGAGGAAGAUAAUAGAGCAUCAGAGUCAAUUUGUGAAUGCAUUUUUCCGAUUCUCGUUAAGUGUAUACUUCCCCUGACUAUUGGCUUUAAACGCACACGUUUUCUGAUUAUUUAUUACAAGCCCAUCUACGAGAGUACAGUCAUCUGGGCAGAAGUGGAGGACGCAGAUCCUCACUAUUCACUGCUGGGGAGUUUGUGUGAGGCCAGCAUCGAAGCCAAACACCCUUGCGACUUUAUACACAGGGCAAUGUUUAUCAUUUGUGGAACAUGGCCAGUAACAGUUUUUACCUUGGUGUUGCUGGCGUUACCACUUGUUAUGACUGCUAUAG
Messenger RNA from Candidula unifasciata, 802 nucleotides. The record is from the annotation of a GenBank genome assembly. NCBI's taxonomy places the organism in Eukaryota, Metazoa, Mollusca, Gastropoda, Stylommatophora, Geomitridae.